UUUUUUUUUUUUUUCAUAUUUUCCUCCCCUCCCCUAUCCGAUCUGCUUCUGCUGGUGCUGAUCUCACCGGCGAUGAUAGUAGCUGUGGAUGCAUGCGUGCGGUGCCGGCUUAGCCGCAUCCUUGGGCAUCUCUUGAGCACCUCUUGGGAUUCCUAUGGAGCUUCUUUUCCUCUGUCACCACUUGCAAGAGAGAACCUCCAACUGACCUUGUCCUCUGCUGAUAAAAGUGUGCCUUUAUUUCCAGGAGUUUUCCUAACCAUAACUCAUGCUCUAAAUCAAAUGGUAUCUGUUGAGACCCUGCAGUUUGGUGUUUGUAUAGAAGAGGUUUUCUUCUGUGCUCUUAAGGUCAACUAUUAUAAAAUCAAACAACAAGGAGUUUCCUCUCUUCCCAACAAUUUCACCAGAUUUCCAUCUGAAGCGCCUGGAGCUGCAAGGGAAGAGAGAGGCCACGAAAGGAGAUAAACAGAAACAGGCACGCUUCAUGAAUUCCCCCAAAACCUAAACGAGACAAAUAGUACAAGUUGGCUGGUGGACCUGCGGUGGCAUGUGGACGAUGAGUAUGGCUUGGCUGUGUCUCCCAGCCUACACUGUCCUACUUCUCGGUUUCCUUCAUCUGGCUGUCACAGAAAAUGAUGUCACUCCGCGCCUCAGCUUUCCCUACAACGCAAAGGAAAGGACAACCAGAAGCUUUUCAGCCAACGGGGUCUUCAACUUCACCUCCCUCCUGCUCAGCAGUGAAGACAACAUGCUGUAUAUCGGUGCCCGGGAGAUUCUGUUUGCUCUCAACCUCUCUGAUAUCAGUGCAGCGAAACUACAAAGAAAUCUCACGUGGAAAACUCCAGAGAGGAAGAGAGACGAGUGCAGUUUCAAAGGCAAAGAUCUUCAGAGGGACUGCUUCAACUACAUAAAGAUUUUACUGAAAAUGAACAGCACUCAUCUGUACAUAUGCGGGACGUACGCCUUCAGCCCAAUGUGUGCCUACAUUAGGACUGCGGACUUCUCGUUUGUCAAAAGUGAUGCUGGUGAGAUUGUUACAGAGGACGGACGCAGCCGCUGCCCAUUCAACCCAGACUACAAGUCCACUGCCAUCAUGGCUGAUGGGGAGCUGUAUGCCGGCACAGUCAGUAAUUUCCAAGGAAAUGAACCCAUAAUCUACAAAAGCUUGAGCCAGGGAACUGCUCUGAAAACCGAAAACUCUCUCAACUGGCUUCAAGACCCAGCCUUUGUUGGCUCAGCUUACAUACAGGAGAGCCUGCCCAAGGGCAACCUUGUGGGCGAUGACGAUAAGAUUUACUUCUUCUUCAGUGAAGCAGGGAAGGAGUUUGAUUUCUUUGACAACACUGUCGUGUCACGCAUCGCUCGCGUGUGUAAGGGCGACAUCGGAGGCGAGAGGGUGUUGCAGAAGAAGUGGACCACUUUCUUAAAGGCCCAGCUCCUGUGCUCGCUGCCUGAUGACGGUUUUCCCUUCAACAUAAUCCAAGACAUGUUUGUUCUCACGCCGAGUCCUGGAGACUGGAAGAGCACUCUGUUUUAUGGAGUCUUCACAUCUCAGUGGUAUAAAGGUGCGUCAGGAAGCUCUGCAGUCUGUUCGUUCACCAUGGACCAAGUGGAAAAGGCUUUCAAUGGGCGCUACCGCGAGGUCAACAGAGAGACCCAGCAGUGGUACACGUACAACCAUCCUGUCCCGGAGCCUCGGCCUGGAGCUUGUAUUACAAAUGCUACCAAAGGGCUGGGAAUCUCUUCCUCGCUGCACAUGCCAGACAAGGUGCUGAAUUUUGUCAAAGACCACUUCCUGAUGGACAGCGUGAUUCGCAGCCAGCCUCUCCUGCUGAAGCGCAACGUACGCUACACGCAGAUUGUAGUCCAUGGAGUCCAGACAGCUAAAAAGGUCUACAAUGUUCUUUUCAUUGGCACAGAUGACGGAAGACUCCAUAAGGCCAUUAACAUCAAAAACAAGAUGCACAUUAUUGAAGAGAUAGUGAUCUUUCGUGACUCUAAACCGGUGCACCAAAUUGAGCUGGACACCAAGAAGGGUCGGCUUUAUGUUUCAUCUCUCUCUGAGCUUGUGGAGGUUCCACUAGCUAACUGCACUAAUUAUCAGAGCUGUGGGGAGUGCAUCCUUUCCAGGGAUCCAUACUGUGUCUGGAACAAGGGGCAGUGCGUAGACAUCAGACGGGCUCCUGCAAGCAAUGCUCAGCAGCAGGAUGUAGAUGAAGCAAAUACAUCAGUCAUUUGCAGGAAGCCAAGCCCACGGGUUGCUAAUCAUCCUCCAACACGAACAUCUUCAUGCCAGGCAAUCAUAAUCCCGGCCAACACUUUCAAAGUACUGCCAUGCAAGCUGCGCUCCAAUUUGGCUGAGAGAAAGUGGCAAUUCAGCGAAGGCACAGGUCACUUCCAUUACCCCAGCCCAGAGGGGGGACUGGUGGUGGUCGCUCAGGCCGGCAGGCAGGAAACCUACGAGUGCUGGUCAGUGGAGGAAGGCUUCAUGGAGUUGCUGGCAAACUACUGCGUGAGGGGCGAAGCCAGGCAGGAGAGCACCACUUUGACGGGCCGUUCCCGUGCGCCACCGCUUUCCCAAGAGGAAGUCAUUUUUCUGCCAGGGGAAACCCUCUCUCCGCAGAUAAACACCAAGACCUACUGGAAUGAGCUGAUUGUUGUGUGCGCUCUCCUGGGAUUUUCCGUGGUGGUCUUCUCUCUGUUCGUGAUCUACAGGAACCGUGACCACAUGAAAUCCAUGCUGAAGGAGGGGGAGUGCCCCAAUAUGCAGCAGAAGAAGCCCCGAAUAGUGGGGAAACCCGUUGAGAAUUUACCGCUAAACGGCAGCACUGUCACAACGUCGGCGUCGGAUCACAAAGGGUACCAGACCCUUAAUGACAACUACCUUUGCAGCACUCCGCCUCAUGAGUGCUCCUCGCCCGACAACACCAAGAGCUUCUCAGAGUCAGAAAAGAGGCCUCUGAACUUAAAAGAGAGCCAUGUAGAGAUUUCUCCCUCAUGCCCGCGGCCUCGAGUCAGACUAGGCUCUGAGAUUAAAGACUCUAUAGUGUGAGACUGACUGCAAAGAGCUGGAAAGAGUGCGCUUGUUGGUAAAGACUAAAAUUCAUAGGAGGAAAAGUACAGCACUCCGACAGUGAAACAUUCAUUACAGAUAUUUUGCACUUUGUCUACUUUUGUUCUGUCCCUGUGGUUCAAUGUGCAUUUCACUUUAUUUUUCUCCUUCACACGGUGCAUUCGGAGCAACUUCCAGUUUGCUCUCAUACAAGGCUCACAUGAAUAUAACAAGCACAGAGGUGGCAUCAAAACCACCGGUAAGGGAUUGUGUUUCAGGGCAUUUCAACUUUCUCCGUCCAUAAAAUACACUGGUAAUGCUUGGAAAUGCAGAAUGUUUCUCCAGGUUUAUGUCACUGAGUUUGACACGGUUUCUAAUGUUUUACUGUCAUUCUGCCGUCUGUAGGUGUUUGCGCUUCACUGAAGCCUCACACUAGUUAGUGUAUGUUGCAAGUGAAACAAUUGAAAGACAUAGUUUUUCAGUGGUGGAAAAUAGAAAAUAUAAAAAGCGCAUUUAUAAUGACAAAGUGCCUUUUAAAAGUUUUCCAGUCCUUUGAAUUUUUCUAUAUUUUGUGGUGUUACAACCACAAAAUAUGUAUGUUAUUAGAAUUUUGGCUCGAUACAUUAAUACAAUGUAGUGUAUCAUUGUGAAGUAAAUGGUUUUAUUUAUUUUUUUUAAUAUAUUUUUUUUUACAAAUAAAAAAAAACAAACGUGGGGUAUUUCUCUAUCUGGUUCAUACAUCCAUACACUGAGAUCUUUGAGUAGAAUUUUUCAAGUAUUUAAUCCCAAUUGGAUUAAGGUGUAGAUUUCCAUGAGGACAUUAUCAUACAUUAAUAGGCUUUGAUCAAUGUCAUUCCAUUCUACCUCUGGGCUUAUGGGUUUAUUAUUCUGCUGGGAUGUGAAUUUCAGUCCGACGUUCCACGUUACAGGUUUUCUUUCACGAUUCCUCUUUACCUCGAUCCGUCUCAUAAAGUCUGACCAGAUUCCCAAGUCCUUUUGAAGAAAAACAUCUCUGAUUGUGUCAUGAUUCUGACACAUUUAUUUUUCACUGUAGUAGCACUGAUAUUUUCAAGAUGAUGAGUGUUACUUUUGCACCAUUCAGCAUUUUGCGCAGAGCCCAAAUAGCUUUGGUCUGUGGUAAACUGCAAAAAGAACUUAUUUUAGUUUGGUUUCAACAAUGACUUCCUUCUUGUUACUUUUCCAUAAAGGUCGGAUUUGUAGAGUGGGCAAAUAAAAUCUGUCCUCUUAACAGAGUCUCCUGCCGGACUUAUGCUUUUCUGCAGCUGAUCUAAAAUUAUCUUGUGCCUCUCAUCUACUUUUUUUAUUAAUGAUCUUCUUGCCCAGUCUCUCAGUUUAAGUGGACAACUAUGUCUUGGUGAAUUUACUGUUGUGGCGUACUAUUUCCAUUUUCAGAUGACCUUUGAUCUGUAAGAUAUCCAAAGGUUGUGAUUUUUGUUUUAUAAUCUUUCCUAAGCUUCUUUAGAUUUUCAUCCCUGACCUGUUUUCUGUGUUCCUUGGUCUUCAUGAUGCUGUUUGAUCUCUAAUGUCCCCCGAGCCAUUCAUAAAAUAUGUGUUUUUACGCAAAGAUAAAAUUACACACAGGGGCACUCAAAUUACUAAUCAGGUAUUUCUGGAAAAUAGCUGGUUGCACUCAACUUCGUUUUAGGAGUAUCAGAUUGAAAGAAGUUUAAUAGAAAAGUACAUUUUUAUUUGACAAGAAAAAGAUAACUUUUCCAUGGAAGGAAUCAUCAAGUGGUACCUUUUGUUGGUCUUUCACAGAAAGGUCCAACAAAAUACAUUGAAGGUUAUGGUUGUAAUGUGACAAGAUAUGAAAAAGUUCAAAGAUUAUGAAUACUUUUGCAAGGCACUUUAGAAAACAUUAAAAGCAUUAAAAUUUCACAUAAAUCCCACAAACUCGACUGCUACAAGGGAAGAAUACGUAUAUUAACAUAGAUGAAGACAGAUAUGCUCUUAAGCAUGUAAAUAUUCUUAUGAUGAAUUCUGACUUUUCUAAGUUUUCUGUUUCUACACGCGACACAGAGAGAAAUCUCAUUCUGUUUGUCAGCACGGUAUUAGUCACAAGAUCGGCAGUCUAUGCAAAGUGAAUAAUGUGAAAUGAGGUUGAUCGACAUAGGAUAACCUCACCUUGAGACUGGGUAAGCACAAGGUUUUGUUGCUGUGAAUUACUUUAGAAUCAGUGCCACUGAAAAAAAAAAAAAAAAAAACAAAGCUACUCUUUAUACAAUCUUCAAAUAUGCAGCGUAUUCUAGCCAUUUGUGGAGCGCUCCAGAGCAGAAGGCAGUGAAAACCUUGACAGACUGGCAAAACGGGACAGAUUAUGAGGGUCCAGGACUGUUAUGUAAAUCUGUGGCGGCUGAUUUAUUGCAGCAUGAUGAAACUGUAUAAAUAUUUAUCAUCACGAUGUGGCAAAAUGUUUUGGUUGCACAGAAACAUUUUUUAUAACCCCUUCUUCAGCGUUUCAAAUAUAUAUCACUGUUGUCACAGGGAAGUAGGGGUGAAAAUAGAAAUAUUCUGACUUAAACAUCCCACAUCUGUACAGUCUCAGCGUUAAAUUGUUAGCCAAUGAGUCUUAAAGAUGAAAAGUAUAAAAAAAAAACAACCUCUGCCUGCUUAAAUAGUUUUGAGCGACCAUAAGAGCAAUAAGAUCCAUUCCCAUCCAGAGACAAACACAUGAACCAGUGCACUGAGUAAUCAUAUUUAUGCAGAAAUAAUGAAUGAUAAACUACAAUAACUGCUCAAUUCAUGGAUAUUUCAUCCUUCAUAAGUUGUGUUUUAGUUUGGCUUUAUCAUUGUGACAAAGUAAAGCACUUAGAACAUCAUAAAGAACAGGCAUAUUCCUGUGGGAUUUGCACAUGAUGUUAAAAAGCCUUAUUAUGUUGCAGGUUGUGGCUCCGAGUAUAAAUUUGCCUCGGCAAAUGGGAUUAAAAUGCCUUCUGAAACAAAAAUCAGGUGAUGUGCCUCUUGAGACGAUAAACUAACCAGGUAUUAGAGCUUUAGAGUUACAUGAGACACUGCAAGGUGUCAAAGAAAUGGCCAUAUGUGGAAACAAUUGAAAACAGUAAAAAGAUUCGUACUAUCACGUAAUAGUGGCACAAUUGUCUCUGUCAUUGAACAUAGCUCGUUAGGUGUUUUAUUAGUUUUGUUCACUGAUUGGGUGGCAUCAGUCUCAGCCAGGGACUGAAUUUUUUUCCUAAAA
Molecule: messenger RNA, 6266 nt
Organism: Poecilia latipinna (sailfin molly)
Lineage: Eukaryota; Metazoa; Chordata; Actinopteri; Cyprinodontiformes; Poeciliidae
Gene: sema4ba
Product: sema domain, immunoglobulin domain (Ig), transmembrane domain (TM) and short cytoplasmic domain, (semaphorin) 4Ba
Exons: 16
Coding region: 545-3049 (834 amino acids)
Biological process (GO): neural crest cell migration; positive regulation of cell migration; semaphorin-plexin signaling pathway
Cellular component (GO): plasma membrane
Molecular function (GO): chemorepellent activity; semaphorin receptor binding
Source: RefSeq, a predicted model, not a curated record